CCCCGCCGACCAUGAAGAAUCCGGUGCCACAAGCGGCCUCGCUGCUGCUGGAGAAGCUGCUGCUCCUCGUCCACAUCCGUCCAUUGCCCGCGGGCUCCGGCCGGGAAACGCCACCGCCUGCGCCCGGCUACUACGACACCAGCUGCUUCAAGCGAGGAGACCUGCUGGAGGUGCCCCGCACCCUCUUCAUCCACUUCGGCAUUUACCUGGGCGAGAACCGCGUCGCCCACUUGAUGCCCGACAUCCUGCCCUCCAUCACCGGCGACCGUCGGCAGAUCCAGCAGGUGGUGACCAACAAGCGGCUUAUCCUGGGCGUCAUCGCCAGGACGGCCAGCGUCCGGGUGGACACGGUGGAGGACUUCGCCUACGGCGGCAGCAUCCUGGUCAACCACAUGGACCGGCUCUUCGAGGACCAGGUGCUGGGCAGCGAGGAGGCGGCCCGCCGGGCGGAGAAGCUGGUGGGCGCCACGGCCUACAGCCUGCUCUGGAACAACUGCGAGCACUUCGUCACCUACUGCCGAUACGGAGCCCCCGUCAGCUUCCAGACCGACAAGUUCUGUGAGACCGUGAAGAUGAUUAUUCGGGACCAGAGGAGCGUCCUCGCGUCGGUGCUUGUGGGACUAGCGUCAAUAGUCUGCCUAGCUGUUGCAGAUAUGCAUGAGGAGAGUAAAGCUGCAGCAAACGGAUGUGGCAAGAUCCGAAGCGGUGCUCAAAAUGGGGCAGCUUUACUUGCCCUCAUGGAGAAGACUGGAUACAGCAUGGUUCAGCAAAAUGGGCAAAGAAAAUUCGGUGGUCCUCCACCAGGUUGGGAAGGUCCUCCACCACCUCGUGGCUGUGAAGUUUUUGUGGGUAAGAUUCCACGUGAUAUGUAUGAAGAUGAGCUGGUUCCUGUUUUUGAGAGAGCUGGGAAGAUCUAUGAGCUCAGACUGAUGAUGGAGUUCAGUGGGGAGAACCGAGGCUAUGCUUUUGUCAUGUACACCACUAAGGAGGAAGCCCAGCUGGCCAUCAAGAUUCUUAACAAUUAUGAAAUCCGUCCAGGGAAGUUUAUCGGUGUCUGCGUAAGCUUGGACAACUGCAGACUGUUUAUUGGAGCAAUCCCUAAAGAUAAGAAGAAAGAAGAAAUACUGAAUGAAAUGAAAAAAGUUACAGAAGGAGUGGUGGAUGUCAUUGUUUAUCCAAAUGCCACUGACAAAACUAAAAAUCGUGGCUUUGCCUUUGUAGAAUAUGAAUCUCACAGAGCAGCUGCAAUGGCUAGAAGACGACUAAUCCCAGGAACAUUCCAGCCCUGGGGUCAUACUAUUCAAGUAGACUGGGCAGAUCCUGAGAAAGUAGUUGAUGAAGAAACUAUGCAGAGAGUCAAAGUCUUGUAUGUGAGAAAUCUAAUGAUAUCUACUACAGAGGACAAGAUCAAAGCUGAAUUCAACAAGUUCAAGCCAGGAGUAGUUGAACGUGUGAAGAAGUUGAGGGACUAUGCUUUUGUUCAUUUUUUCCACCGUGAAGAUGCAGUUGCUGCUAUGUCUAUAAUGAAUGGAAAGUGCAUUGAUGGAGCUAGCAUUGAGGUAACCCUGGCAAAGCCAGUUAACAAAGAAAGUUCUUGGAAGCAGCAUUUUAAUGGUCAGAUAAGUCCCAGCUCUGAAAACCUCUUAGGGUUUCCUAACAAAGAAGAUGGUACUCAGAAAUCCUUGGGGAAACCAGCAAGUCUUUCAGUCCGUCUGAAUGGUCAGCACAGUCCAAGCCCUCCUGAAGUUGAAAGAAGUACAUAUCCCAUUUUUCCAGGAAUAAAGCUUACUCCAAUUAGCAUGUAUUCUUUAAAGCUGAGUCACUUCAGUUCUGCAGUAAUGCAUCUGGAUUAUUUUUGCCAUAAAAAUAGCUGGGCACCACCAGAAUAUUGCUUGUAUUCAACCACAAGUCAGGAUGGGAAAAUACUCUUGGUGUACAAGGUGCUCAUUUCUAGUAUUGCAGACGAUUCCCAGAGUUAUUUCAUGCCAGAAAAACUCUGUACAACAGUAGAAGAUGCAAAGGAAUUGGCAGCACAGUUCACACUUUUACAUCUAGCCCCUGAGCAAGCAUAUAUAACAUUGCUGUCCCUGAAUGCAGCAUGGUGGGAUAGUAAAGCCAACUGUACACCCUACUUGGUUUGAAUAUCCCUGAAGAAGAGGAGUUUGGAAUUUAUUGCUUUGGAUCUUGUAAUGAAAAGAAAAAGAACACCCCACUGAUACAUA
Melospiza georgiana is the source of this 2222-nucleotide messenger RNA. Its product is annotated as probable RNA-binding protein 46. Bases 12 to 2141 code for a protein of 709 amino acids. The record is from RefSeq and is a predicted model, not a curated record. Gene Ontology annotation, cellular component: nucleus. Gene Ontology annotation, molecular function: mRNA binding. Lineage: Eukaryota; Metazoa; Chordata; Aves; Passeriformes; Passerellidae. The transcript is spliced from 7 exons.